Messenger RNA from Musca vetustissima, 2114 nucleotides. RefSeq lists its product as uncharacterized. The transcript has a single exon. The record is from RefSeq and is a predicted model, not a curated record. The annotation marks the transcript as partial. Lineage: Eukaryota; Metazoa; Arthropoda; Insecta; Diptera; Muscidae.
AUGGAGAAUUUAAUGGGAGCAUGUGCUAAAAUAUUAGAUAUGUCCGAAAACGAUCUGUCAGAUUCGCUGAUAGAAACAAAAUUAGAAUCACUAGAUGAAGACUGGCAUAAUGUACGUACUGCCUAUGAAAACGUCUAUCUUGCCGAUGACAAGGCAUUCGACGAUGAUUUUAAAAAUGUUGCGAAAUUGGAGUUUGAAUCCGCAAGGGAUCAAUACCAAUUAACUAAAUCGAACUUAAUGGAAGUUGUGAAAAAAAGGUCUCUUCAAAAGUCCACCAGUUCAGGACGAGAAGACCAAACAAAUCCUUCACUUUUUCAUAGUUCGGCCAUGUAUCCCCCAACUACGACAUUUGACAUGUCAGAAGUGUGUAUUAAAGUUCCUCCGUGUGAUACAAAAGACUUCCACGGAAGCUAUGAAGAAUGGCCCACCUUUAGGGACAUGUUUAUGGCCAUAUAUGGCAAUCACCCCAGACUGACACCAGCACAAAAAUUAUAUCACCUAAAAAAUAAAACUAAAGGUGAAGCUGGCAGAAUCGUAGACAGAUUCUCAUUGUCAGAUCUAAACUUUUCAUUAGCAUGGGACGCACUAAAGAAACGCUACGAAAACAAGCGAGUUUUGGUAGACAAUCAAUUGCGGAUUUUAUUCGAAAUAGCGCCCGCAAAAAACGAAAAUAACGCAGACAUAAAAAGGAUCCAAUUAACAAUCAGUGAUUGUCUCGCAAUUUUGAAAGCACACGACAUCAGUGUGGGCGAGUGGGAUCCAAUUUUAAUAUACCUUUGUUCGACAAAACUUCCAAUAGAAACGUUGACGUUAUGGGAACAGUCACUUGAGUCACAUGCGGACUUACCAAAGUGGUCUCAAAUGGAAGAAUUUUUGAUCAACAGACAACAAGUGUUAGAACGAAUUAGUCGUAUAAAAACACAGAAGGCUCCACAAUCUUCACGAUACAACUUCGGAGCUCAAUAUAAUACGAACACAAAUUCAAAUAGAUGUAUUCUAUGUGCAAAAAAUCAUAUACUUCGAAACUGUCCCAGAUUUAAUAAUAUGUCAGCUAGUCAGCGAAUCGAAGUUGCAAAAGAAAAACGUUUAUGCAACAAUUGUCUUGCAAGUGGACACACAAGCCAAGAAUGUGUCAGUAUGCAUAGAUGUAUGCAAUGCAGAAAAAAGCAUCAUACGAAACUGCAUCUAACGAACAAUUCGCAACAACAAUCGAGCGCUAAUAUCGUAGCGCGUGAAAACAAUUACAUUCAAUCCCGAACAGAAACACAUUUCACUACUGACGAAUCAAGCAGUGACUUGUCAUCUGGUACUAACGUUCAAACACUAGCAACAAUUAACCACGAUGACGUUAUGUUACCAACUGCUUUAGUUCAAAUUAUGCAUUCAGGACAAAAAUUCACAGUACGUGCAUUGUUAGAUUCAGCAUCUAAAAAAACAUUUAUUACAAAUAAAAUAGUAAACCGCAUAGGCAUCACCACAAAAAAGGAAGAUUUCCAAAUCAGUGGAUUGAGUGGUAUAAUAGUAACAAAUGCGAAUAAAUCUUGUUAUAUUACAUUAUGUGUCGACAAAACACCUUUCGAACUGGAAGCAGAAGUUAUAGUGGUACGAAACCUAACUAGUUUACUGCCAACUAGAUCUCUUCCAAACUCAAACACUAACCAAAUACAAGAUUUAAAACUAGCUGACCCAGGGUUUGCAGUGUCAGCUCAAAUAGAUAUGUUGAUGGGAAGUGAUGUUCUUCCAUCAAUAAUGCUGAAUGGUAUCAAAAAAAAUGUGCUAGGCAAUAUGAUAGCACAAAACUCAAUAUACGGGUGGUAUAUAUACGGACCAAUUGAAUACGACAGUAUGGCAUUAGCUACAGUCGAAGUAUCUUCGAAACGGGAAGAAGACAUAGGCGUAUUAUUACGAAAAUGGGAACAAGAGGAAGUCGAACGGGCUUAUAUUCCCACCGUAGAAGAUGAGUAUUGUGAAAACUUCUACAAGAAAACAACGUGCCGUCGGCCGGACGGUAGAUCUGAAGUAAAAUUGCCAUUUAAAAAAGAAUAUCCACAAUCCAUGUUUUUAGAAUCGUCUCGAUUCAAGGCUCUACGCCAAUAUGAAAACAUGGAAAAAAG